Symsagittifera roscoffensis is the source of this 3391-nucleotide messenger RNA. RefSeq lists its product as uncharacterized. The transcript has 15 exons. NCBI's taxonomy places the organism in Eukaryota, Metazoa, Xenacoelomorpha, Acoela, Convolutidae. The coding region runs from base 192 to 3272 and encodes 1026 amino acids. Gene Ontology annotation, molecular function: growth factor activity. The record is from RefSeq and is a predicted model, not a curated record. Gene Ontology annotation, biological process: intracellular signal transduction.
AUUUAAAAAAUCUCUUUGCUUUUCAAGUAUAAGUCUUUCAAAUAGCGUGCUUCGUUAAAAAGACUGCUAUUCAAUAAUUUCAUUCAUUAUAUUACAUCUUCUCAAAACAAGCCAUUAUAGCUCGUACUUAAAAUUGAAAUCUGCAGAUAAAUGGUUCGAUAGUUUUUAAUUUAUCAAUCUAAGUUGGGAAUAUGGAUGGCGAAAGCGUUGAGUUUGACUUCGAGGAAAACUUGGACCAGUUUUACCCGGGGCUAAGAAAGCCAGACGAGUACGAAGAUUAUCUGGACGAAAAAGGUAAAGCAGUCGUUUUCAGUCCUUCCAUUGGAUUCCAAUCUCGAUAUGGAAAACUGGUGUCACGUGACUGGCGGGGCAAAAAAUGCCAGUUUUUCAAAAACAGUGACGCUCGAGUAGCUCAUACCAUUAAGUUUAGUGAUGCUACAUAUCGUAGUAUGGACACACUUUUGAACGAUUUGAGUGAAAAAAUGAACAUUCCUUUCGGCGUAAGAUCAAUUCACACUCCCAAAACGGGUUCCGAGAUUAAUUCAAUUGACGAGUUGCAACAUGGACGAGCUUAUGUGUGUCGAGAGUUCAACAAGCCGCGCCCUUUGAACUUGCAGCGGGUUUGGGAGAAUGGGAAAUGGACAAAUAGGAAGCCUCUGACGUCACAGGAGAACUUUAGUAAGCGGCUGACUGGACAGUACCUGGACAGUUGGUGGCAUGAGCACCAGAAGAAGUCAGGGCGGGGAUCGUCUGAGAGUAGACAGAUGGGAUUCAAGCCUAGGUCACCCAAGGACGAAGAGCUGUAUGCUCAAACGGAAAUGUUGGAGCGUACGCCAAAGAAGAUCACGGUGUACAGGAACGGGUGUUGGCUGCAUCGUCAUCUGGUGCUGCUGAACAAGCGCCUCAAGUUCCGACCAGCCGAGGAGUUCUUCGAGGCACUUCUGCAGGAUGUGGGGGAGAUGUUCAAGAUGAAGUUUACAAAACUGUUGGCAGCUGAUGAUUACAGAGAGGUUAAGAGUGUGAAGGAAGUGUUGGAAGGUCCCGACGUGUUCAUAGCCCUGCAGUACAAUGAGGACUUGAUUAAGCCUCCCGGGAUGCUGGAGCCAAUAGGGAGGAUGAUACAUAAAGGCAACACCAUUGACCCUGCCAUGGCCGACAAGUCGGGAGUGGUACGCAAGGGAAAGUCACAGGGCAAGUGGAAACUUAAAGUGAUCACGAGUGACGAGGAGGGUGCCGGUACCACCUCUAAUCUGACCCUGUGGGUGUAUGGGGAGAAGAGGGACUCUGGACCCCUUCCUCUGCCCAGAAAAGGGGAGGACCACGAGUCAUUCAGUGCCGGAUCAGUCGAGGAAUUCGAUAUCAAGGCUGGCAAACUGGGUGCGAUCUACAAGAUCCGACUGGAGAGUGACUACACUGGCCGCAGUCCAGACUGGAAGUGUGUGGAGGUGCAGAUGACAGACAUCAACACUGAGAGGAGUCUCCUGUUCCCAGUGGACAGGUGGUUCUCCCAGUCCAAGGAGGACGGAAGUACUUCCAGAGAAGUGGCUAUGGCUAAGAAGUCAGGGGAUCCCAUGUACCCUACGGUGACAUACGAGGUGCUAAUUGCGACUGGAGAUAGAUGGGGGGCAGGGACAGAUGCAGAGCCCUUCAUCACCCUCUUUGGGGAAAGAGGGGACAGCGGGGAGAGGAAACUAAUAAGAGAGCAGGCCAAAUUGAAGCAGGCAUUCGGAACCAGGGCCCAAUACAAGCCAUUCAAGAAACACCAGAUCGAUGCCUUCACCAUUGACGCCGUAUCUUUGGGAAGAUUGAAGAAGAUCAAAAUUGGGCACGACAGGAGCAAAGCCGGAGAGGGUUGGUUCCUGGAGAAGAUAGCCAUCAAUGUGAGUGAUCCCCGGGACGGCGGAGGAGAGACCAAGGUAUUCAACUUCCCCUGUGGCAGGUGGCUGGACAGUGGGCAGGACGACGGAAAGAUAGCCAGGGAGAUCAUGGCCAGCGAACAGCAGACCGGCAUAGAUGCGCAGAAGGAAAUUUGGGAGAUUGAGCAGUGGAAGUACGAGAGGGGCAACGAGCUGGUGUUUGUGAGUGAGGCGAGUGGCAAGUGUCUCCUCAUCAAGGGCGACGCCACCUUCCACGCUAGGGGUCACCCACAGGACCCAUUCAGUGUGAUGGUGGUGAAGGCGAAGAUGCAGAAUGGAGUGCGCAUCAUUAGGUCCGGACUUCACUCUGGAUACCAUCUGGGCAUAGACAAGGGCAAACUGUACGCAGAGAUGAAGGGUGGGGUGCACUGUGAGUGGAAGGUGUUGCAGCAAAAGGACAGGGCAGUGUGUCUGCAGAGUGUGCGCAACCCCUCCCAUUAUGUCUCCUUCGACCAGCAGGGAAACGCCUCCCUAGCAGACUCCAAUGUCAAGAGCCAACUCACGUUCAGAGUCUACUGCAGGGGCGCAUUCCGCCACCAAGGUGUGAUCGUGGUCCAGACCAGUGCGACUCAGACCCUCUUCAUAGACGAGGACCGCAAAGUGGUGGGCUAUGGAGUGAGGGAUGUGAGUGCUUACUUCCGGGUCCACAAAGUGCAGAAGGGAGUGCGCAUGCUCCAGUCCAUAGCCAGACCUGACUGCUUCAUCCAGAUGAGGGACGGGGUAGUGGAUGGAAAUGGUGUGGGAGACGAAGCAUGUCACUUCUUCGUGGAGCGCAACCGUUAUGAGGGGGGUUCGUUCCGUUUGCUACAUGUAGGGGAGAACAAGUACCUGGGACUGACUCCAGAGGGCGAUGGAAUGUCAGCAAGUGAAGAGGACGUCGAGGACCUAGUCUUCUAUCCCGAAGUCAUCGAGUACGGUGUGCCAAAAAAGAAGCGCCCUGAUUUCCGGUCAUCAACUACUACUACGCCAAGGAUCCUUCACAUCGACACCGAAAGAUCAAGGGAGGGUGGCGGAGGUACAACGCGCCGGUCUAACUCUCAAUCAUACAACCAAAACAAAUCCAGUAGCCGAAUGCCAACUCAGCCGAAAACGAGUAAUAGACGACCGAGUGAUGCCCGAUCACCAAAGAGCCGAACUGAUCCCAAGUCUCCUAAUUUGGAAAUGCAGCCCGAAGACGACCGAGAGGAAGAACCUUUAAGUCCUGGAGCUGGAGGUCAACGAACUUUAAGAUCAGAUCGAACCGAGGACCCGAAAUCGCCAGGCGCUCAGAGAAGUCAACAAAGGACAACCAGAUCACCAGCAAGAAGCCCAGGAACAUACCCAGCUAGUAGUUCUAAAACACCGGGUGUCAACUAAAAAACAAGAUAUGCGAGAAACAACAUUGUCUAAUGAAAUUAUCAGUCAAAAUUACAUUUUUAAAAAGAAUAUGUCAAAGAAUUAACUGGCCUAAUGUUAUAAAAAAUAAUUCAAAGCUU